CAUGCCCACAAACGGCACACGUUGCAUCCGUAGCCAAAUGCUGUCUCACUUGAUUAGCGUUCAUAAGCAAACUACCACAUGAGACAAGCCACAAAAAAGUUUUGACACGGUGCGACCCGUGAUAUUUCCAUAGUUGUCGCCAUCUUCUGUCAAUUGUAAUCGCAUUGGUACCACUCAGCAUUUCAUAUGCAGAUCUCGUAGAGAAAAUGUGGUCCUUGUUCUAUAUCAAGCCGGGAAAAUCCUCCACAUCCCAAGCUCAUGGAGGAUGCUGGCUUGCAAUUCUAGCUGUGAUCGAAUGUGGUAAUAUUUUGUUAAAUUUAUCCCAUUUCCAAUCACCAUCGAUGCAACAGAGCAGUCAACCACAUUGGUUUUUGGGAACAAUUUGGGAAGGGAAGAGCUUUGCAGAACUGUUAUUUUUUUUUUAUAUCUGUUGAUUUCUUGGCCCAUAUUCUUAGUGUUCUUCGUCCAAAGCAGAUUAUUGGGUGAUUAACUUCGCUUCUAAAUUGCCAUAGCAGAAAAAAAGUCCUUGUAUAGUUCUUUGAAAGGAGAAUCUUGUUGGUGGUUGAGUGAAUGAGAGGGUGAAAGGAAAUGAGUGAGGAGCUUGAGGUUGAAUAUGAGAUACAAUGAAUGGAGGGUCAUUGGGUCUACGUACAGGGAGCUAUGGGUUAUUGCAGAACAUAAAUAGGGCUAUUGCUGGUGGUGAAAUAUCUAAAUCUUUGAGUAAUGUACGAAAGAGUUCAACCAAGAUGCUUUCAGGUAUUAGGGAGAAGGAGAGGCCUCUCCCUAAUGCUUGGUACCGUUAUAUAGGUUGUCGGAAGUUUUCCAUGCUGCUUCUCAUUGCUUUUGCCCUUUUGGUCUUUGCCUUGGGUUCUUUUGUAGUUAACAAAGACAGCACUAGUCCAAAUGUUCUUCAACGGAUUGGAACUUUAGGAAUAGUUCCAUAUGUGAAUGGUGGCCAUCAUGAAGCUUCACAGAUCCUUGGAGAGAAGGAUAAGAAGAAAGAUGAAAAUAGAUUUCAGAUUCCUGCUUUUAAAGGUGCAAGUGUUUUGCCAUUUCACCAUCCAUGCGCGAAUUUCACAUUUCCUCCUCCCCCUCCACCUACUCGUAGACGGCUUGGACCUCGGCCAUGUCCAGUGUGUUAUCUCCCUGUGGAUCAGGCAAUAGCUAGCAUGCCAAGCUCUUCAUCAGCAUCUCCAGUGCUUCAUAAUCUGACAUAUGUUCUUAAUGAAAACCCUAUCAAAAGUGAACCACAUGGGGGCUCUGACUUUGGUGGAUAUCCAUCUCUAAAACAAAGAAAUGAUUCAUUUGAUAUAAAAGAGUCAAUGGCAGUGCACUGUGGAUUCGUUAAGGGAAGUAAACCUGGUCAUGGGACUGGAUUUGACUUUGAUGAGUCUGACCUUGCAGAGUUGCAGCAGUUCCAUGACAUCAUUGUUGCAUCUGCCAUAUUUGGUACUUCUGGGCAUUCAAUCUUCCACAUUAGCUUCUUGGUUAUGUAUGUCGGAUCUUCUUCAUUGCUAUAUGUUUUCUGUUCUUCAGGGAACUAUGAUAUAAUACAGCAUCCCCAGAACAUUAGUGAAGAAGCAAAAAAAAAUAUCCCUUUCUACAUGUUUGUUGAUGAAGAAACAGAAGCAUUCAUGAAAAAUAGAAGUAUUUUGAGCAGCAGUAAAUGGGUGGGCUUGUGGAGAAUUGUUGUCAUCCACAAUGUUCCUUAUAGUGAUGCAAGACGUAAUGGGAAGGUCCCAAAGCUUUUAUUACAUAGAAUCUUCCCAAAUGUUCGCUACUCAAUAUGGAUAGAUGGAAAGCUACAGCUUGUUGUGGAUCCUUACCAAGUUCUUGAGAGAUUCUUGUGGCGCCAAAAUGCUAAUUUUGCAAUCUCGAGACACUACAGACGAUUUGAUGUCUUUGUGGAGGCUGAAGCAAAUAAAGCUGCAGGAAAAUAUGAUAAUUCCUCCAUUGAUGAGCAGGUGGAUUUUUAUAAAAAAGAGGGUUUAACUCCAUAUUCUGAGGCCAAACUUCCGAUAACCAGCGAUGUUCCCGAAGGUUGUGUACUCAUAAAGGAACAUAUUCCCAUUACAAAUCUGUUUACCUGCCUGUGGUUCAAUGAAGUCGACCGUUUUACAUCCAGGGACCAGUUAAGCUUUGCCAUAGUAAGGGAUAAAAUAAUGACAAAAGUUGAUUGGAGUAUCAAUAUGUUCUUGGAUUGUGAAAGACGCAAUUUUGUCAUACAGUCAUACCAUAGGGAUUUGUUGGAGCAAAUGCCUCCACCUGUUCCUGCUGUGGUUCGACGUCCACCAGCUUUGCCCAACACACGUGGAAAAACUCCUGGGAAGAGGAUUCCUAGACGUGGAAGGGAUAGAAGAUCGGGUUCAAGGCGUCACCGUAAGGCUGCUGCUAGUAAUAGAGAGCAAUUUCUUUUAAAUGCUGUUUGAGCCAAAAAGAGAGGAAGGAAUUUAGCUUCGUUCUUUUGUUUUACUUUAACAAAAUCAAAUUGCUUCUAAUUGUCACCACAGAUAGGACUGUUUAGAUCGUUUUAGGAUCAUACAAGGAGAACAUUGAUACACAUAUUUUGUCUGAAAUUUUGAUAUCUAAUUCAUAUAUUGUUGUAGAUUCUGAA
Gossypium arboreum is the source of this 2614-nucleotide messenger RNA. RefSeq names its product probable hexosyltransferase MUCI70. Bases 624 to 2429 code for a protein of 601 amino acids. The transcript is spliced from 9 exons. NCBI's taxonomy places the organism in Eukaryota, Viridiplantae, Streptophyta, Magnoliopsida, Malvales, Malvaceae. The record is from RefSeq and is a predicted model, not a curated record.